Molecule: messenger RNA, 429 nt
Organism: Fomitopsis serialis
Lineage: Eukaryota; Fungi; Basidiomycota; Agaricomycetes; Polyporales; Fomitopsidaceae
Exons: 2
Source: RefSeq, a predicted model, not a curated record
GACCGACGGGACCUCUACAAUUGUGCACUGGUGUGUCGUGCGUGGCAUCAUCGCAGCCAGGCCUUGCUCUACUUCCGCGUUUUUCUCGCGGAUGCCGAAGCCUACGACUCCCUCGCACGGUUUGCUAUCCAGAGUCCGCGAUCAAGUCGUUACUUGUCCUCCACCCGCAUGCUGGAGAUCCACUCCGCGUACACGGCGAGCAUUUGUCCAUGCAGUCCCCUUGUGCUCGGCCGCUCUAUGCCGCAUCUACAAUGCCUUUCAUUACGGAAUUGUUUGCAUCCGCCGUACCACGACAGCUUCGUCACCUUCAUGUCGCAAUUCACGGCGGUGCAACACUUGUGGCUGGACAACUUCGAGCUUAAGUCUUUCGCCGACUUUCGCCGCAUUAUUUGCUCGUUGCCCAGACUUCGCGACCUGCAUCUCGCUGGA